AGCCCAAACUCAACUGAAUUUAGAAUUAUAAAAUCUUAGUAAUGGCAAAGAUUCUUCUUUAUGGAGUAUCCAUUCAAUAAGUUAUAUUCUAAAUAUAUCACAUUGUUUUAAAGUCAAUGAUUUCUAUUCCCAUGUAAUGCAUGUUUUAGUUCUUUAAGAAUAUCAUACAUUGUAUUUUGAUCAUAUCCUCUACCUUAUAUUUUCCCAGAUCCAUCCCUAAUUCCAUAUCCACCUAAUUUUGUAUACUAAACACAUACACACACACACACAUUUCCAAUUAGUGCUACCUAUGUAUUCUUGAGUGUAUGGCCAUCCAUUGGAGCAUGUAUCACCUAUCAGGGGCCACACCCAUAAGGAAAGCUAACUUUUCCUGAAAGCUAUCAGUUACCAAUAAUUCCUCCACUAGGGAUGAAAUUUCUUGACUGCCUCUCCACUCUAUGCUAGGCUUUUGUCUGGUGGAGCUUACACAGAUCUCCCUGUUCUAUGAUAAAAUUACCAUAAGCAUUGUGGUCUUUAUUCUACAGACAGGCAACCCAGGAUAUAACCACCUGUUCUAUCUGACUACAGACUUCAGUUCUGGGAACAAUUACAUGAGACUAUCUAAUGUUAAUAGAGUAACAUGUGCUCUGUGGCACAUAUUGGGCUUAGGCAUAAAAAUGUGAAUAAAGCAAAAUCUUUAGCUUUAAAUAUCUGUGAAGCAGAAGACUGAAACAUAAUCAACAACUGCACACUCACUAUAAGUCCCUUGAUGAAAGUCCACAGAGUACAAAAGAAACCCAGAGAAGCUUAUGUGAGGCAGGAUCAGAAAGAGCUUCCCCAGUAAGAGAUGCCUAAUCUCAGUCUUGGAAAAUCACUGGUGUCCACAAUUAGAUAACAAUGUACAUGUCACAAAUGAAGACACAGAGAUCAGAGAUCACAUGACUGGGAGAAAGAUUAUGAGAUUCCACAGGAAGCAAGAAUCUGAUCAUGUGGGUCCUUUAGCUAAACAAUUAGGAAUGCUUCCUCAAGAUAAUUGAGAAUCAUUUGAAGGGUUGUAUACAGUGAAGAAAUAUGACCAAACUUUUGGGUUUGACUUAUUCCUCUAAUAUUAGCCACAAAACAGGUAGAAUAAGCAGAUAAAGUUCCAAUGGAACCUAUUGGCAUACAUUAAGGUACAGACAAUCAGGAAAGCAAUGCUUUUACACUGAAAGAAGGAGGGCACAUAUAAAGGAACAUUUGAAGACAGAAAUCCAUAAGACAUGGGGAUCAAUUUUAAGUAAAAAUAGAGACUAUCCCCAGCUUUCUGAAUUAGAGUACUAUGUGGGCAUAAAUAUGUUAAGAUGAUAAAUACAACAAAGGAGUGUCUUGGAAGGGAAAGAACUGGUUCCUAUACCUCUAAACCUAGUGACUAUGACAUAUCUGAAUGGCCAGAAUGCAUUGGAUAGAGAUCUAGAGUUCAUGGGAAAGAAUUUGACUUAAUGAACUGGUAUUAUCAGCAAGAGAAAUGGCCACCAAGUAAAAGGAAUAAAUUAUAGUCAAAGACCACAAAUGGCUUUUAAUUUAUCCCAUUCUUUACUUUUAUUUUUCACUUUUUAGCAGAUUGCUCUACCACUGUCCUAUACUCACAGAGACAGAUUCUUUCCAUAUGGCCCCAUAUCAUCAGGCAUCCUCUGGAUAGUUUCAACACAAAGUAAUACUGAGUCAACCAGUUUAAUUUUGUCCAAAGCUCUAAAUAUCAGAUACAGUAAUUCCAUUACUUUAUUUUUCAGUUUCUAUCUAUUCUUUGAUAAUCUCACACAUAAAUAAAUGUACUUAGAUCAUAUUUAUUGCCUUCUCCACCAUUAAACCUUUCCAAUUCUCCCCAGACUUUCCUCAUCACACACACAACUUUAGGAUUUUGGUUUUGAAUCCAUUGACUGCUGCUCAUAUUUACAUGUGUGUGCCUCCAUCUACUGGAGCAUGAGCAAAUUGCCAUGGACUAUACUACUGAGGAAAACUAAUUCUCUUUUCUACUAUAGCCAAUAGCUCCUCAACUAAAGGUGAGACCACCUGAGACCCUUUCCUCUUCAUACUGAAGUGUCAGUUGGCUUAAUCUUGUGCUGGUCUUGUGUGAACAACCACAAUGAUUGUGAAUUUGUGGCUGCAACAGAUCCAUCACAGCCAAAAGGCAUUAUUUUUCAAUAGUAGUCCCCAAUUCUUACAAUAUUUGCACCCCUUUUCUGCAAUGUUACCUGAGCCUUUGGGAGAUGUGGUGUGAUCCUUUCAGGCACAACAUUCUAUGGUGAAUUAUUCUCUGCAUUUUCACCAGUUUUGAGUCUAGAAUAACUGUCAUUUACAUUUGCAUAAAGAAUCUUCCCUGAUGAGAUAUGAAAGUUGCACUAAUCUGUGGGUACAAGGAUAAGUUACUUAGGAGGUAGCUUGAUACCAUUCUCCUAAGUAUUAGAAGGGUCUAUGAGUCCCCAUCUACAGAUUCUUGGUCAUUUUGACAGUACCAGGCAUGAGUACCCCUCUAUGGAGCAGGAGUUAGGUUUGGUGAAAAAGGUGUUGAUUACCCUCAUAGCACUCAUGCCUAUGUUGCACUAGUUGGCAUAUCUUUCCAGUCCAGUUGUUACUGCAGCUAGUAAGAGCCUCCUAUCUGGGUAAGUCUUUUAAUGGAUUUCUCCACCACCAGACUUCAGUGUACCUUCUGGUAGCCAUCAGGGAAGUACUUCUAAGUCACUACUAGUUUGACUUUUCUACGUCAUAUGAGCAAAGUGUGUGGUGCUCUUAGUGAUAGGAUCUCAUCAUCAAGUUCUAUGGGUAACCAGCAGCAAUAGGCCAUAUUGUCCUGCAGAUCUCUGGGACCCCCUGACCAACUACUUAAAAACUAGUAUUCCACAUGUGGCACUGGGUUUUUAAUAACGUAUGGCUUCUGGAAGGAGCCUUAUACUAUAGCCUAUGUAGGUAACUCCAAUUAAGCUUUUGUUGUUGUUGUUGCUGUAUUUUAGGAAGCUUAUAAAGAAGUGGGUUUCUACGUGGUUUUGUCAAACAUCCUUAGUGUUAGUUAUCCUUUCUGUUACCUACUGUAUACUACACUAACAUUCAACUCCACACAACCUUCACACACACACACUUAACCCUUCUCCAUUUUUCUCACUUUCCCCUCCACACUGUUUUCUAGUAUUCUAUGUCCCAUCUCUUGGACUCAUUUUUUCUUCCUUAUACCUCGAUAGCCCCUUUCUAGUUUCCUGGCUUCUGCAGAUUAUCCCUAUUUUUAAUUAAAACAUGUCUUCAGAAAAAAAGCUAUAGCCUGUCCACAAAACAGCAUAAUAUAAAGUCAGAAACCUUGUAAGAUGUGGAGUUAAUAUUUUAAAACAGCUCUAACACCCUUCUUAUAAGGCCUGUUCAUCUAAUAAAAUGUCCUAGUCUCUUGACCACUUGUAAGCAUGACUAUUUCUAUGGGUAUUCUGUUGGAAGAUGACCAUAGCACUCCCAAAUAAUGCAACUAUAAGAGCUGGUGCCAGUAGUUCAUAUUAAGAUACAUAGUAUCACACAAAGUACAAGUAGGUUAUCAUCUGGCACUGAACUGUGCCUAUCAUCCAGCAACCUACACCUUCUUUCUUAGAUAACUUUGCAUUGCAUUUGAUGAGAUGUUGGCCCUAUGACAUACUUAAGCUACUGAUAAAGUAGAAGGAACUUUCUCCACCACUGAAAUCUGGAUAUAGGGAACUGCAGCAAAUGAUGCUUCAGAAUGUGAUGAUGGUGGCAGAGCUAUCAGUCAUCUGAGACCUAGAUUUUGGAUGACUGGCUACUAAAUUAAGAUAGGACAUAGUGAAAUUUUUCUAAACCCAUGAUUAUUAGAUGGCUGUUCUAUUGAAUUUGUUGAGAUGAUGACAGAGUAAGAUAAAACAAAAUAUGGAAGUAUUUUUUAAAUAUGUACUUAUGUUAUUAGAGGGGCUGAAAUGAAUAUGUGAUAUACUCUAAUUUAUUUUAAUAUCCUGUAGAAAAUACGUGAGGCUUUUGAACUGGAAGCCAUUGAAAACAAGAGCCCUAGGCUGAUGGUCACUGCCACAGUAGCUGGUGUCAUCUCUACCAUCCAAUCUGGCUAUGAGAUCCCUCAAUUAUCACAGUAAAUGAUCUACCUUAUUCUGGAACUCCUCUUCCUAGACUACAUCCAGGUCAUGACUUACAAUCUCCAUGGCUCCCAAGAUGGCUAUACUGGGGAAAACAGCCCACUCUACAAAUCCCUAAAUGACACUGGCAUCAACACCCUCCUCAAUGUGGAUUACAUCAUGACCUACUGGAAUGAAAAUGGGGCAGCACCUGAGAAGCUCAUUGUUGGAUUCCCAGCAUAUGGACAAACCUUCACCCUGAGUGACCCCUCCAACAAUGGAAUAAGUGCUCCUACUGCUAGUGCUGGUACACUAGGGCCCUACACAGAAGAGUCUGGCACCUGGGCCUAUUAUGAGAUUUGCUCCUUCCUGAAUGAUGGAGCCACUGAAGCCUGGGAUUCUGCGCAGGAAGUACCCUAUGCCUAUCAGGGAAACAAAUGGGUUGGCUAUGAUAAUGUCAAGAGUUUUCGAAUCAAGGCUGAAUGGCUUAAACAGAACAACCUGGGAGGUGCCAUGUUAUGGACCCUUGAUAUGGAUGACUUCACUGGCUCUUUCUGCAACCAGGGCCAAUUCCCUCUGACAUCUACCCUGAAGAAUGCCCUCUUAGUGUACAGCACAAGUUGCAUGGCCUCUGUUUCAGAUCUUCAGCAAGUAAAUGCUCCUCUAUACAGUGGGAAUAGGAACUGGAAGAGAGGCUCUAAAGCAAUGGAUUCUGUGUCACCUGUGCCAAGAGAAUAAUCAAAAUGCCUUCUGGCACAGCCCAAAUGGAAUCUUAUUCCAACACAACUUCCAAAUGGAUCCUCUCCUCAAAAUAAUCUGGUAUGAAGAAACUAGGCAUGAACUUGUCCCUAUAAGUUUUUCCAGGGCCCAGAAGAGUCUCCUUUGCUCCUUGCGAAGCUCGUCUUGAAUUACCUAAAAUACUAAAAAUAAAAUCAACAGUCAAAACAUGAA
This is a messenger RNA of Mus musculus (house mouse), 5021 nucleotides long. It is a transcript of the gene Chil5, whose product is annotated as chitinase-like 5. The transcript is spliced from 6 exons. Gene Ontology annotation, biological process: carbohydrate metabolic process. Gene Ontology annotation, molecular function: chitin binding. Bases 4092 to 4808 code for a protein of 238 amino acids. The record is from RefSeq and is a predicted model, not a curated record. Lineage: Eukaryota; Metazoa; Chordata; Mammalia; Rodentia; Muridae.